UGGCACUAACAUUAUAGGUUGUUAGGAUGCUAUUUAGGUAAUUUAACAUGUUAUGACGAAUUUUGGGGACUAACUUUGGCUUGGUGAUUAAAAGACCCGAAAGACCCAUGCUAUGAGAAUACACCUUAAUUCUAAAGACAUAAUUAUCUGUUCCCUUAAGGGAUGUUUGUGGUUCUGUUGAAUAUACCUGUUAUACUUUUUUGUUGAAGGUUAGCAUUUUCAGAAAUAAUGGAUAGCCAAGAACCUUGUAUUUUACCUCGAAACGUUUUAUUUGAUGAGUUGUAUAACGUUUCAAGUUUUUCCGCAUUGCGCGCGUAAGCGUGAGAUUUUGUUUUCCAAAUCUAGUCCACAUUUCAAAAGUCUCAUUACUUAACCAGAAGGUAUGUGAUUUUCAAACUCAUUGCCGUUUUUCAGCUACCUACAAUGUUUAAAGAAGAUCAUUUCCCGGGGUUCUACUCUUUUAAAGAAUUCGCGAGAUUGAGAUGACGAUUUUCAAGUGAAAAUGAAAUGUUCAUUCAAAACGCAACAAUACCCACGAAAAGAUUGCGUGGUUUGUUAUAUUUUGACUCUUCUAAAGCCCAGAUUAAUUUCCUGCGGUUUGUUUGUGUAGAAAGAGAUAUGGAUAAAGAGCACAUUUUUGUUGUAUGCAAAGUUGAAGUUAUGUCCACAGCAUUAGUAAAACGUCAAUUGCAGAUGACCAGUUCAAAGAGUUUAACAAAAAUUUAUUCUUAUAACACGUUUGUUCGCGCUAGAACAAAUCAGCAUUUACCAAAACCGCCUUACAUCAAUGAAUGAAAGGUCCCUGCGGCAUCGUAUUUUACCAGAAAACGGGUAUUUAUUAUAGAAGACGGUAGGAUUUACAAAUGAGGUACUUUCAAAGAAACCUGUUUAAAUAAAGCAUGCUGCUUGGUGACUGAUUUUGUAAGGGAGCAAUUUGUGAUUAUUUGAAAUGUCGCCGACUCACAUGAGAUGGAUAGCCACAUCCCUACUCUUACUUGUCACAUUCACCUACAUCGUCACGCAAUCCUCCAGCUGUGGCAGCAACAGGUUUGACAUCGACAGAAACCACCAACAGCAUGCUGCCAUGACAGGUCACGUGAUCGAAACGCACAGGGUACCUAAUAUCGUUGAGUGUUUCCGUCGCUGCCAGCAGAAAUGUCUCUGUUUGUCGUUUAAUUACGCGGGGGAUCUGUGGUCAAAUGGGUCAUGUGAGUUGAACAGUAAAGAUGGAAUGGAACAUGCGCAGGACGUCCGGAGAAAGGAAGGCUCGAUUUUCUAUAACCUCAACCGAGAGGUGGGCCUGCGAUGUUCGUUCAGCUUAUCAUGUUGUGACUAUGACAACCCGUGUCAACAUGGAGGAACUUGCUCGCCUACGUGUAGCACUAGCGGUCUACGGUUUAAAUGUUACUGUGGAUACGGCAAAAAGGGAGAUUUGUGCGAGACUAUUGACACUUCAUAAACAUUCUCCUGGGAGUAACUAAAAUUCCCUUUACUUUGCAGUUGAGGGGUACCAUGCUUUGUAUUUUUAUGGGUUUGUGGCAAAAAGGGUAUGCUACUAAAGAGUCCAGAGAACAACGCCGUCAUUGGUGGGAGAGGGGGGGGGGGGGGGGGGAGCAGCAAUAGAAUAGAAUCCCAAGGACAAGAACAGCGAAGAAACCUUUUUACCUGAGUCACAGAGUGGGAAUCUAAAUUUUCCCUUGCAAAACGUAUACUCUUUCACAAAAUAAAAUAUUGAAUAAUACUUUAUUUACUUAAAGUGCGCGUGUAUGAAAGUUUGUAUGAUUGCGAUUAUCUUAGAUUGAGACUAAUAUAGUUCCACAUAACAAAGCGUUUGUUGGGGAUUUGUAGUCUAUCAAGAUUGUGUGCGUGAAAAGUUUUAUAGUUUUAAUUCCAAGAUACAGUUCGCAAGCCGUAUAAAGGCCGUCGCCAAAUGUGGCUACACUCUCAAAGGUGAUGGGUUUGAAAAAAAGAAACAGUAUACCGAAUAUCAGAUUCAGUUUCUAGAGCAUUUAGCAGUAGUGAUCAUGAGACAUGUAUAGAAGCAAAACAAUUUAAAGCUUAAAAGCAGUAAAGUAAUAGAAAACCCCGAUGCAGGUUUUUGUCUUGAGAAAACUGCAGGGUGGGUUCCACUGACUUAAAUGGUUUUAUUUCAGAUUAAACAUAUAUAGAUCCAAACGUUUUACCUGAAUAAACACAAAAUUCAUAACUUUAUAAUAUUCUUAAAUAUUUGACUAGUCUAUUCAAUAGUUACCCACAAAAUUUCCAAUAUCUGCAGGGUCGGGUUAACACUGCCCUCUUGCCUGCUAACAUUCUUCCGGUUUUCAAGGUCGUUAUUCCAAAGGCAAGAUCGGCUUCCCGAAGGCAAUAUCUUUUUUUAUUCGAAAACUUUCAUCACCGAGGGAAAAUCCCUAAAAGCAAAAACGUUCUUCCUAUGUCUAAAAUCGUUACUGAAAAGACAACCAUCGCUCUCGCGAGAAAAGCUUGGUUUUAUUUUUCCCGUAAAUAUGAUGAGCUAUUUCGAGAAUUUAUCGAGACUAUCGAGAAGAAUCUUAACGAAUUGUCUUAACGAAGUUGUUACUUUAGUGUCCCGAUGUGUGUGGGAAGUAUUGAGACAGAUGCGUAUAGUAGAAGAAUAACCCAAACAAGCACCCUAUCAUUGUGAUGAUACUAAAUUCACUAUAAAAGUUUAAUUUAAAUUGGCCGUAAGUUUGGCAUCUCUCUGUAAUCGAUUAAAAAUAAGUGAAGUUGAAUUUAGGUAUUUUUCAAAGUUCAUCAUCUUCCUUCUUUUGUAGCUGAAACCUCCUUCUUUUGAUAGUCAUAAGCUGUAUUAGCAACCUUUGUUCGAAUGAUUGGCAUGACCCUUUCCGCCAAGAUUUUUUAUUGUGCAAGUCGACAAUAAAUAAUCUAUUUUUAUGAAUUCUAAACAAAUUUUGAUGAAGGAAAUUUCUAGGUUACAAACGUCACAAAGAAUUCAGCUGCCAAUAAAAAGGGUUAAUAAAAUAUUUAUAUAACUAUCUUUUUCGGCUUUUCAGGGUUUAGAUUUGAAAAAAGAAAAAGCUCGCUUGACGAAAAACGUGCUCAUCCUGAAACUUAUCUUACGGAAAGUAUUCAAAUAUUUCAUCAUUCAAAUGGAUUUCCCGGCGAAAUAAAAAAAGAAUUGUAUAGAGGAUUUUUUAUUAUCUCCAGUCACAUUUUUAUUGGUAAAUAAAGAAAAUUCAUUGAAUAUUGAUUGAUUACCCAAAGUUUCUUAACCUUAUUAAUCUUUAACAAGUUGCCCCAACAAUAAGAAAUUAUUCUUUUAAUAUUGAAAAUAACCAACUUGGGCACAGGUGGAAACUUCUAUUGCUCAAAGAGAACUUACCUCGGUUUCGCUCCUUCAUUCAUUCAGCUAUCUGGAGUAAAAUGCAACAAUAUCCACUUUUUCUCCAAUGCCUUAAAGAGUUUGUUUUCCUGCUUCUAAUCCACGGAGCCUGGGGUGCUUCCACGGAAGAUGACCUGGGCUCAUCCAGACGAGUUACUAAGUCCAUAGGCGUCUUUCUCAAUGACACAGUUCUUGAUUCAAUCACCGUGAAGGAUGCAAUGGAGUGCUGGUUUUCCUGCCUUCGUGAACCUGCUUGCAAAUCGAUCAACAUUGCUGUGAAGCCGAGUGAAGAAGGAAAGUUCUUGUGCAAGCUUUUGGAGUCAGAUAAGCACACGCCUGGCGCUAGUCUCAUUGAGGAUGGAUCGUACCACCACUAUAGCCCUCAGUGUCCUGAUGUCUGUGUGACGGAUGGAGAAAGAUGUGUACAGCUGAACAAUAACCCAAACAAGCACCCCAACUGUCAAAUAGAAACAACAUGCCGGAACAUCAAGAAAAAUUUGCCGUCAUCCCUUGACGGCGAUUACGUCAUCGACCCUGACGGAGCUGAUGGGGCACCCCCAUUCAUAGCUCAAUGUGACAUGGUGACGCGUGACGGAAUUGGCGUGACGAUCAUUGGUCACGACAGUGAGAACAGGACAAAAGUACAAGGAUUUGAGGAACCUGGUUCUUACUCGCGUGACAUCGCCUAUCAGACAAGUGUCACGCAACUCGAGGCCCUGGCUUUGCAGUCAAAUCAAUGCGAGCAGUUUGUGAAAUACGAGUGCAAAUCAGCUGUUAUUUAUAGCCACUUAACCUUAAAAAGAUACUUUUGGUGGGUCUCGAGAAAAGGAGACACGAAGUACUCGUGGGGUGGGGCUCCGAUUGACAGCGACAUGUGUGGCUGUGCAGUGAGUGACGACGGCUGUUCAACGGCGACGGUUCGGUGUAACAAUUGCGUCCUUACAUCUGGGAUCAAAUGUAACUGCGACGUUAACGAUAACGUGUGGCGAGAAGACAGUGGUCUUCUGGUCGGCAAGGAACACCUUCCUGUUAUGCAACUGAGGACCGGAGAUACUGGGGGGAGCGGCGAGGAGGCUUACUACACCCUCGGUAAACUGAACUGCUACUGAGCCCUAAACACUGAAUCCAUAUACUCCCACAAUAACUGUAGAUAUGUAUUACCUGGAUAAGCAGGACCGUGGGAGCUGAACAAUAAUCUCAUAUAUUAGUGUCUUUAAUUUAGAUUAAAAAAAAUCAGUCGUAAAUGACAUCGUUCUAUGUUAGAAGAAGCCUCUUCUUUUUGUUACAAAGAAUUGGAAUGGAAUCGUAAAAAUGCUUGCAAUUUUUCCAUUGAAUGGUAAAACCGUAUUAUCACAGCUGUAGGCACUGCACAGCACAAUUACCAAACCGAUUUUAGAGUUUAUUAAUAAGAGAGCUUUUUCAACCUACUGUAAGUUAUUACACCUGGCAAGGGCUGCCUGGACAAACAGGAAAGUGCGAUUAAGCUGGCAAUGGGCCUUUGCAGGCGUUGGCAUGUAAAAUCAUGCUAAUAGAUGAUUGCUCUAUGGAUUAUAAAUGUUUCACGAUUACUGUAUAUAUCAUCACGUAUAUUACCUGACUAACCAGGACUAUUACCGAGCCCAUUGUAUGUCCACUGCAUCCUUAGUUUAGAUAAAAAGAAAGGUAGAAAUUCCUACUGGCCCAGAUAAUUGGUUGCGUGUACUUUUUUUAGAAUGAUUGGAAUAGCCUGGAUAAACAGGGCAGUAGAAACCGAACAAACACAAUGACCGUUGUGUGUCUACAUUCAUAACCUGGAUAACCAGGACAGUAGAAACCGAACAAUCACAAUGACCAUUGUGGGUCUCUCCAUUCGUAGCCUGACAUGUAUAUUUCUCUGCUUGAUCUGUCAAGGAAAAAAGGACCCAUGUUAUCUGUGUUAUGUAAAUACCUUUUUAAUCUACCACUGAUCUGUCGGCAGGGUAAUUUGUGUUAAAUACAUUAUAACACAAUUAAUAAAAAGUCGAAGGAUUUU
This is a messenger RNA of Nematostella vectensis (starlet sea anemone), 5372 nucleotides long. RefSeq names its product RAB7A-interacting MON1-CCZ1 complex subunit 1. The coding region runs from base 3403 to 4470 and encodes 355 amino acids. The transcript is spliced from 5 exons. The record is from RefSeq and is a predicted model, not a curated record. Gene Ontology annotation, biological process: mitophagy. Lineage: Eukaryota; Metazoa; Cnidaria; Anthozoa; Actiniaria; Edwardsiidae.